Molecule: messenger RNA, 4846 nt
Organism: Acanthopagrus latus (yellowfin seabream)
Lineage: Eukaryota; Metazoa; Chordata; Actinopteri; Spariformes; Sparidae
Gene: braf
Product: B-Raf proto-oncogene, serine/threonine kinase
Exons: 21
Coding region: 416-2923 (835 amino acids)
Biological process (GO): signal transduction; protein phosphorylation
Cellular component (GO): plasma membrane; cytosol; mitochondrion
Molecular function (GO): protein kinase activity; ATP binding
Source: RefSeq, a predicted model, not a curated record
ACGCUGAGGAUUUGGGAAGUGAUCUGGAGGAUUUCAAUUUGUGAAUAAAGAAUGUGUGAUACAGUGUGAUGAAGCUGAUCACAGACUCAGAGAUGUCAACUAUAUGAGAGUGUGCUGCCACUGCGUGACGUCACUGGGGGCAGACAACAGGCUGAUGCUGCCCUUUCACAAGCUCCCCCACACCUGGACACGUGUUCAACACACCUGGACACGUGUUCAACACACCUGGACACACGUUCAACACACUUUUUUAGAAGACGGGAGGACUGAAUUUAAUCUUUCAUCAUCUUCUAGCAGCCUGUGGCCAGUUCAAACCACAAAGUAAUUCUAUAUCAAAACCUUAAUGAGUUCCACGAUCUAUUAAAAAUGUAGCGAGGGCCUGAACAAUGAACCGAUCAUAGUAAUUACACUAACGAUGAUGGCAUAUUUUCGCGGCAGUUUCUCGCAGUUUAAAAUGGCGGCGUUGAGCAGCGCCGAGUCCCCACCGCCCGUCUUUAACGGAGACACCGUGGAGCUGGAGCCGGGCAGGGAGCCGGGCCUGGAGGAGCUGGGUGCCGGGCUGGACUCCUCCUGCACGUCGGGGAUCCCCGGAGGUCCGCAGGAUGAGGAGAUCUGGAAUAUCAAACAGAUGAUCAAGUUGACACAAGAACACUUAGAGGCUCUUCUGGACAAGUUUGGAGGAGAACACAAUCCUCCUUCCAUAUAUCUAGAGGCCUAUGAGGAGUACACCAGUAAACUGGACGCCCUGCAGCAGAGGGAGCAGCAGCUGCUGGAGGCCAUGGGCAACAGUACAGACUUCUCCUGCUCACCUUCUCCCACGCCAGCCCUUCUGGAGGUCAAGAUGGGAGGUUGUGGGGUCGGAGGGGGGGCUCAGGCCUUUCCCUCAGCCCCCAACACCCUGGCUGUCCUACAGACCCCCACAGACGCUAGCAGGGCCAACCCUCGCUCCCCCCAGAAGCCCAUCGUCAGGGUCUUCCUGCCCAACAAACAGAGAACAGUGGUCCCGGCCCGCUGUGGGAUGAUUGUGAGGGACUCGCUGAAGAAAGCUCUGAUGAUGCGAGGCCUCAUUCCAGAGUGCUGUGCAGUGUACAGGAUACAGGACGGAGAGAAGAAGCCAAUUGGCUGGGACACAGACAUCUCCUGGCUGACAGGAGAAGAGUUACAUGUAGAAGUGUUGGAGAAUGUGCCGCUCACCACACACAACUUUGUGAGGAAGACCUUCUUCACACUGGCCUUCUGUGACUUCUGCAGAAAGCUGCUGUUCCAGGGUUUCCGCUGUCAGACCUGUGGUUACAAGUUCCACCAGCGCUGCAGCACAGAGGUUCCCCUCAUGUGUGUCAAUUAUGACCAACUAGACUUGUUGCUAGUGUCCAAGUUCUUCGAGCAUCAGCGAUUCACACAGGAGGAGGUCUCCUCAGAGGGAACCACCCCCGUGUCUGAAGCCUGCCCGUCACUCCCCCCAUCUGACUCCACUGGGUCUAUGUGCCACACCACUGUGUCCCCGUCCAAGUCCAUACCCAUCCCGCCCAGUUUCCGGGCCAAUGAGGAGGACCACCGCAACCAGUUUGGCCAGCGGGACCGUUCGUCCUCCGCCCCCAAUGUCCAUAUCAAUACCAUCGAACCCGUCAACAUUGAUGACCUGAUUCGAGAUCAUGGCUUACCGAGGUCAGAUGGAGCCCCCCCGACCCACCCCGCCCGCUGCUUGAGGAAGCACCGAACACGGACCUCAAGCCCCCUCCUAUACUCCUACCCCAAUGACAUAGUGUUUGAUUUUGAGCCCGAGCCUGUUUUCCGAGGCUCUACCACAGGGCUGUCAGCCACGCCUCCUGCCUCCUUACCUGGCUCUCUGACGAAUGUUAAGGUUCCACAGAAGUCGCCAUGCCAACAGAGGGAGCGCAAGUCUUCAUCCUCAUCUGAGGACCGCAAUAAAAUGAAAACCCUGGGGAGAAGGGACUCCAGUGACGACUGGGAAAUCCCUGAGGGUCAGAUCACUCUGGGUCAGAGGAUAGGUUCUGGAUCCUUUGGAACUGUCUUCAAGGGAAAAUGGCAUGGUGAUGUGGCAGUGAAGAUGUUGAACGUCACUGCUCCUACACCACAACAGCUUCAGGCCUUCAAAAAUGAAGUGGGAGUCCUCAGGAAAACGCGUCAUGUGAACAUCCUGCUGUUCAUGGGCUACACCACUAAGCCUCAGCUGGCCAUUGUGACCCAGUGGUGCGAAGGCUCCAGUCUGUACCACCACUUGCACAUCAUUGAGACCAAGUUUGAAAUGAUCAAGCUGAUUGACAUCGCCCGUCAGACUGCUCAGGGCAUGGAUUACCUACACGCCAAAUCAAUCAUCCACAGAGAUCUGAAGAGCAACAAUAUUUUCCUCCACGAGGAUCUGACAGUGAAGAUUGGUGAUUUUGGUCUGGCUACAGUCAAGUCUCGCUGGAGUGGCUCUCACCAGUUCGAACAGCUGUCUGGUUCUAUACUAUGGAUGGCACCAGAGGUGAUCCGGCUGCAGGACAAGAAUCCCUACAGCUUCCAGUCAGAUGUGUAUGCCUUCGGCAUCGUGCUGUACGAGCUCAUGUCAGGAGCGCUUCCCUAUUCCAACAUCAACAACAGAGACCAGAUCAUAUUCAUGGUGGGUCGAGGUUACCUGUCCCCUGACCUCAGCAAAGUGCGCAGCAACUGUCCGAAGGCCAUGAAGAGACUGAUGGCUGACUGUCUGAAGAAGAAGAGAGAGGAGCGACCACUCUUCCCUCAGAUCUUAGCGUCCAUCGAGCUGUUGGCUCGCUCAUUACCCAAAAUCCACCGCAGCGCCUCAGAGCCUUCAUUAAACCGAGCCGGCUUUCAGACGGAGGAUUUCAGUUUGUACGCCUGCGCCUCACCCAAAACCCCUAUCCAGGCCGGUGGCUAUGGGGAGUUUUCGGCAUUUAAGUAAGUGCUGCUGAUCCCACCAGUCCAUCACUUGUCACUUCUCAAAAGUCUCGUGUCCAUGCGGUGGAUUCAUUCAUUACUGAAAAAACAAAUAGUCUCAAAGAAUGUGCUUUUUUCUUCGUCUGUCAACCUGAAGAAGGCAGCCUCAUUGGAGUCCUUCUGACAAAAAGCUAUCCAGCAGGCAACCAACCACAGUGACAGACAAAACUGAAUUAGGGAAAUAUAGAAAAUUAAAAAAUAAAUGUGAAUGACACAUAAGGAAUUAAAAAAAAAAACAACAUAGAACAACAACAUGAAGAUAUACAUACCAAAAGAGUUUGAGGAGGAGACCACAAACUCAGGUUGACUUGCCUGCUGGAGGGAAAAGAUGAAGGCUAAAUGAAGGAGAGACAGAGGUAAAACGUCAAGAGAAGUCGAGGCUUUGGGCACCACUUGUCCCUUCAUUUCCUGUGCUGGUGAGGAGGGAGGCUGGGCAACCGGCCAGGCCGCUGAACUUCACUUUGAGCAAUGGCAGAGUGGGGCCUGUGGAAGAAAGGGAGGUCUCCCAACUGGUUAGCCUGUCCCUGAGAGGUCACACAGCAGGAUUGGAUCCCGAAGGAAGAUGACUUGAAAGACAGAUCUAUUUUUCUUUUUCUUUGUUUCUCAUGUUUUAGAUUUUAGCCAGCCAUCGCUAGGAAUGCUGAGCGUUUUUGUCAUUUGUUCUUUUGCAGCACAGGCCUUUGCUUUUUUGUCUUUUUGGGCUUAAUGCUGACCAAAUACUGCAAAAUACUGUAUUUUGCCCUUGUGUUUGCACCUAACAAAUUCAAUAGCCAGGAUGAAAUGGCAACAGCUUUUAAUCCACUGAAAGAUUAUGCUCUACCACUUCAAAAAUUUCAGGAAAAGCAGGAAAAGCAGUUCUUUCUUUAGAUUUCCUGCACUGUUCCGCCAACAACAGGAGCUAUUCUCUGUGACGAAAAAAGCAAAUUUGUUUGCCGAUGGAAGCUACACAAGAUCGGUUUCAUACUCCAUUUAAAAGGUCUGGUCAUAGCCAACAACUGAGGUAUAUAUUGAUUAAGUGAGCUUUAGAGAUGUUGGAAAGAUUUUGGUCCCAAGACACUCACACCUUUUCAAAGGAGUGCAUGUCUGUGUGAAAGCAGCAGAAACGGUUCUAUCCAUAGAAGACGGGUAGAAAAGCCUGGAGCCUGAUAUGUUCUGCUGACCACAGGAGUUGUUCAUAGGGAGGAAAAUUGCAGAUUUGUUUGGAGGGUUUGGGGUUUCUUAUCCUGUCAAAAGAGCCUGGUAAAAGACAAGCUGCUGCCCAGCAUUUACGCUGAGCUAAGGAGUGUGUACAGUACUUGUGGCUUGUAGCUUCCAAGUUGUUACACCGCAUCUUUGCAACAAAGCUUAUCCAAGUGCAUGUCGCCUGUUUAUUUUUUUAUUUUUUGUUAUUAUCAUGUGGCUUUCAUAUUGCACUCAGCUUAUAAUAGGACCUUACUUGUUGCAGCUGCUGACUUGCGGGCUGCAGUGUUACCUGCUGAAAGGACUGGAAAUCCUCCGGUUCUGAGUUCUGUUAGUCUUGAAAAUGUUCUUUCAAUCACACCUUUUAUUUUCUCUACACACAUGCACCUGUACUUUUUUUUUCAUUCCAGUGUGUUAAGGGUUGUAGGUGUUAUUACAGGUUUUUUUUUUUUAUUUUAUUUUAUUGUCUAUGUUUGCCUUUUUCUGUACAGGCAGGCCUGCAGAUAUUAACUUAUUUAUGUGAUUUUUUUUGUUUUGUUUUGUUUUAUGGAUUUCUUUUCAGAACCGCUUUAUUUGAAGGUAUCAGUCUUUCUUUUGAUGCAUAGUCGUUUUGAUCAUUGUGACUCGUGUACUUGCACUUUGUAGAGAUGGAUGGAAGCAAAUGAGCGACUUGCCUUUUUUAUUGAAGAAUAAAUCAUGACAUACAGAG